CUCAAGAGUUGUUUUGUCACAGAUUAGAUAUUUUUUAAAUUUAUUUAUCUACCAUUUAAAUAUAAAAAUGGCUUCAAUCGGAAUGUGUGAAACGCCUGGCUGUACUUCGAAUGCACAGCUACAAUGUCCUACUUGUGUAAAACUAGGGAUACAAGGUUCCUUUUUCUGCAACCAGGACUGUUUCAAGAAAUCAUGGAAGACUCACAAAAUCAUCCAUACUUUAGCGAAAGGUGAAAAUACAGAUGCAUCUAACGGAGAAUAUAAUCCUUGGCCGUCUUAUCCAUUUACGGGAAAGCUGAGGCCAUAUCCACCUGGAGCUAAGCGUACUGUGCCGCCUCACAUUGGCCGCCCGGAUUAUGCUGAUCAUCCAACGGGAUUCCCAGCAUCAGAAAAUGCUGCAAAGGGGUCUGGCCAAAUAAAAGUGUUAGAUGAUGAAGAAAUAGAAGGCAUGAGGGUUGCCUGCCGGCUUGGAAGGGAAGUGCUUGAUGAAGCAGCCAAAGCAUGUGGUGUUGGGGUAACUACAGAUGAAAUAGACAGAGUGGUCCACGAGGCAUGUAUUGAGCGGGAAUGUUAUCCAAGCCCUCUAAACUAUCACAAUUUCCCAAACAGCUGUUGCACAUCUGUCAAUGAGGUUAUAUGUCAUGGAAUUCCAGACACUCGUCCUUUGCAGGAUGGUGAUAUUUGCAACGUAGAUGUAACAGUCUAUCACAGGGGCUUCCACGGUGAUCUGAAUGAGACAUUCUUUGUUGGGAAUGUGCCAGAAUCCUCUCGUAAACUUGUACAGGUCACGUAUGAAUGCUUACAAAAAGCGAUAGCAAUUGUUAAACCAGGAGAGAAGUACAGGGAGAUCGGAAAUGUGAUCCAGAAACAUGCACAGGCGAACGGAUUGAGCGUUGUGAGGUCGUACUGUGGUCACGGAAUACAUAGGUUAUUCCAUACAGCACCAAAUGUUCCUCAUUAUGCUAAAAACAAGGCAGUUGGAGUGAUGAAGCCUGGUCACUGCUUUACAAUUGAGCCGAUGAUCAAUGAGGGUGGCUGGCGGGAUGAACAGUGGCCAGACCAGUGGACUGCUGUUACUGCAGACGGCUCUAGAUCAGCUCAAUUUGAACAAACCCUGCUAGUGACUGAGACAGGCUGUGACAUUCUCACACAGAGAGCAUCAGGUCGGCCCUGGUUUAUGGACCAGUUGGAGAAACUUAAGUAGCACCUAGCAUUCAGGUUGCAAAUUUCUUUCCAAGGAAACCAAUAUAAAUCCACAAAUAAUAGUUGUGUCCCUGUGGUCUAACUAUGUGAUGAUUACAGAUUUGAUUGUUGAUUCUGUAGAUUCCAUUGCUAUUAUUUUCUAUUUAAUAGUUAGGGCCCAUAAACAAACAGUUUUCUUUGUCUUUGUUAUAUAGCUAAGUAUAUAAAAUUGUUGUACACCUUCUUGGGACAUGAAGUAUUAAUUUAAAUUCAUUUGUGAGUUAACUAACUUAAGAGUUUAUAAGUUGAUUUCCACACACAGGAAUUAUAAUUUAUAUUUGAAGAAAUAUUGCAAUAUAAUUUAUUAUAUAAUGUUAUGAUAUACUUUGAAUCAGAUUUUGAAAAGAAGCAGAAUGCAACAUGCCAAAAAUAUUGGAAUAUUAUAGAUCUAAAUUGAAAUACAUAUUUGUGUGAUUUAACGUUUUUGCCCUUUAUGUUCUCAAAAUCUUAAUUGUGUUAUCGUAUUUAUUAAUAACUUUGUAUAAAAACAAGUAAAUUUCUUCAGAAUAAAAAAAAAUAUAUAUAUUAUUUAUUUAAGUAAUGCUUAUAACUUCCUUUCAUCUGUCCGUAUAUGACGGUAAUAUACAAUUAAAUACUUGGAAAUAGAAGCUAUCUCAAACACUAUUUAUUAAUAAUUGUUCAAAAAGUGAUUACAAGCAAUAACUUAAAAAGCACAGUGACUUGAUAAUAAUGAGGUUUUACAUUUUUAAAUCGUUGUUGAGUAUAAUAAUGUAAUCAUUUUUAUAAUAGUUACAUGCCUUAUUAAAGCCAUCUAAAUAGUUUAUAGAAUUGAGGCCAAUGGAAAUUUAAAUUAUUGGAAUGUUUUAUAAUGCUGUGUAAAAUGUAUUUCGUUUCAAAUAAUCAGUUUUAUUUGUUCCUAUAAUGUGGUGGUUUUCAUUGUACAAUGGUUUAACUUUCUGUGUUUGCUGUUUAAUUUGUUUUCUAUAAAUAUACACUUAUUUGUAUGUACAAAGCGAAGAUGUGAAAUAAAAAGCGUGUAUU
Zerene cesonia (dogface butterfly) is the source of this 2244-nucleotide messenger RNA. RefSeq names its product methionine aminopeptidase 1. Lineage: Eukaryota; Metazoa; Arthropoda; Insecta; Lepidoptera; Pieridae. Gene Ontology annotation, molecular function: metalloaminopeptidase activity. Bases 68 to 1204 code for a protein of 378 amino acids. Gene Ontology annotation, biological process: proteolysis. The record is from RefSeq and is a predicted model, not a curated record. The transcript has 6 exons.